AUGUCUUCCCCAUCCACCAUAUUCAUCUGCGGCGCAACCGGCACCCAAGGCAGCGCGAUGAUCACCAACCUUCAAAGCUCGCACCCCACCAAGGUCAAAAUCCACUCCAUCACCCGCGACCUCUCCACCCCGCGCAGCAAAGCCCUCCAAGCCGCCGGCGUCACCAUGUUCAAAGGCGACUUCAACGACGAGCCCUCCAUCCGCAACGCCCUGGCCGGCUGCACCGCGCUCUUCCUAAACCUCUCGCCCAACCUCGGCGACCUCACGCAAGAACCUAGCCAAGCGAAGCGCAUCAUCUCCGUCGCGAAGGACCUCGGCAUCAACCACAUUGUUUACUCAAGCGCUCUCGUUACGAACCCCAACCAUUGCAAGUACUGGGAUGCCAGCAGCCUCGCUGGCAAUAUCGUGCUGGCCAAGAACGAGGUCGAGGAUAUUGUGCGCAGUGCCGGGAUCAGGUAUACCAUUCUCCGGCCGGGGAACUUCAUGACGAAUUUCCUGGCGCCGGUCGUUGGGUUUCAGUAUCCGGGUCUUGUUGAGAAUGGCAAGUUUACGACGGCGUUUACGCGCGACACGGUCAUCCCGAUGGUUGACCCGCGUGACAUUGGGAAAUUUGGUGCUGCGGCGCUGCUGGACCCGGAGAGAUAUAAUGGGAAGGAUAUUGCGAUUGCGUCGGAGUUGGUGACGCUGGAUGGGAUUUUGGGGUCGCUUUCGCAGGUUACAGGGAGGGAGUUGAAGGCGGACUACUUGGGUCAGGAGGAGAUCGAUGCGCAGGUGAAGAGCAACCCGUUUGUGGGUGCGCAGUUGAUGAUGCGGGAUGUGGUUGAUGAGGUGGAUGUGGAGUAUAUGAAGUCUUUUGGGAUUGAGAUGGGGUCGUUUGCGGAGUUUCUUGAGCGGGAGGAGAAAUGGGUGAAGGAGACGUUUGUUAGGGCUUGA
Messenger RNA from Aspergillus mulundensis, 933 nucleotides. RefSeq names its product NmrA/HSCARG family protein. The transcript has a single exon. The coding region runs from base 1 to 933 and encodes 310 amino acids. Lineage: Eukaryota; Fungi; Ascomycota; Eurotiomycetes; Eurotiales; Aspergillaceae. The record is from RefSeq and is a predicted model, not a curated record.